AUGGUGGCAAAAGGGCAACAUGGCAAGGGAAACUUCCGUAACCCCUACAGUCAUGGAAAUGGAUCUGCAUGGGCUCGUAAUUCUCAGGGUGCACGUGCAAAUGCAGCACGAUUGCGUCCUGGUCGUGGUAUGACAGAGUCCAAGGCGUAUGCACUUAAAAAAGGUGACGAAUUGGACCGCAAGUUUGGCUAUUAUUUGCUUCCAGAGUUGCUAGAACAAGAAGAAGAGACACGGAAGGAGCAAACAACGACUGCUAUGGACACAGAAGACCGUGCAAAACUUGGCUGGUUGUUAAACCUGCGUGCUUGUAUGCUGCCUGAUCCAAUCGAAGGCAAGAACGAAGUAAGCGGCUUGGAAUUGUACUUUCUCGAGCAAGAUGGCAAAGCAUUUAAGACGAGAGUUAUCUAUCAGCCUUAUUUUUAUAUAAGACCUGAAGCGAAUCGGUCACAGGAAGUGAUUGCCUAUUGUCUUAGAAGAUUUGAAGGACUUGUGACCAAGACGGAGCGUCUGUUUCGAGAAGAUUUAGACUUUGCUGAUCAUUUAAACGGAAAGAAAGCACUGUAUGUGAAACUAAGUUUUGCUACAGUGACAGAUUUAAUGAUGGUCAAGAGAGAAUUAGCACCACUUAUUGCGAAGAAUCAAGAGAGAUUACAAGUAAGACAAGCUUAUGAGAUUCAAGGACAAUCGAGAGAAAAAGUAACAGAGAAUGACUUGAGUUUUGGAGCUGAUGGAGAUACGAUUAACGGUGCUAUGACCGAUGAGAGUGAAACGUCAUUGCUUGAGUUAAGAGAGUAUGAUGUCUCGUAUCCUAUGCGAGUAGCUAUUGAUUUGGAUAUUCGAGUCGGUGCGUGGUAUCUCGUGGAUUAUAAUCCAACAGCACCAUAUUCACCGUCAGAUGUAAAACGACAGAAGGAUAUGGUGGAUAAAGCGGAACCAGUGGUGUGUGCUUUUGAUAUCGAGUGCACAAAAGCGCCAUUAAAGUUUCCAGAUGCACAGGUGGAUCAGAUCUAUAUGAUCUCAUAUAUGAUUGACAAACAAGGAUAUCUGAUUGUGAAUCGAGACUUUGUGUCGGAGGAUAUUCAGGAUUUCGAGUAUACGCCCAAAGUGGCUUAUCCUGGACCUUUCAUAGUGUUUAAUGAAGAGAACGAAGAAAAGCUACUGAAACGGUUCUUUGAACAUGUGAUUGAAGAGCAACCGCACAUUUUCGUGACUUAUAAUGGUGACUUCUUUGAUUGGCCAUUUAUUGAGACACGUGCACAAGUUUACGGCAUUAACAUGGCGCGCGAAAUUGGUGUUUCUCUAGACGAGCGGACCGGAGAGUACCGUGGACGUUGCAGUGUGCACAUGGAUGCGUUCUGCUGGGUGAAACGCGACUCUUAUCUGCCGCAGGGAAGUCAGGGCUUGAAAGCUGUUACAAAGUACAAGUUGGGGUAUGAUCCAGUUGAAGUCGAUCCAGAAGAUAUGGUUGCAUUGGCACGUGAUGAACCAUUGAAGAUGGCAUCGUAUUCGGUUUCCGAUGCUGUGGCAACAUUUUAUCUUUACGAUAAGUAUGUGCAUCUGUUCGUGUUCUCGUUGUGCACGAUCAUUCCUUUAGGAUCCGAAGACGUGCUUCGAAAAGGUUCCGGAACACUCUGCGAAGCUUUGCUUAUGGUUGAGGCUUUUAAAGGCAACAUUAUUUGCCCUAACAAGCAAAGCUCGAGCCGAGAUGAAAUUUUUUACAAAGGGCACCUUGUCGAAAACGAAACGUACGUCGGUGGCCAUGUAGAGUGUUUAGAAUCGGGUGUUUUCCGUGCAGAUUUCUCGUACGACUUCCAACUGGUACCAGCCGCAUUCCAGCAGUUGAUCGACAAUAUUGACCGAGAUCUCCGGUUCUCGUUGGAGGUUGAAAUGAAUGUCCCACUUGAGCUUGUCACCAAUUAUGAAGAGGUAAGAAAGGAUAUUGUGGACCGCCUUGUUGCACUACGCGAGCGACCAAGCCGAAAGGAACAGCCGCUGAUCUAUCAUUUGGAUGUAGCAGCCAUGUACCCAAACAUCAUUCUUACGAACCGGUUGCAACCGUGCGCAAUCGUAAAUGAGGCGGACUGCGCUGCGUGUACGUUUAAUACUGAGUGCGGCCGAGCAGCCAUCGAGGAGAAAGACGCAUCUUGUCAGCGUGAAAUGGACUGGGUUUGGCGCGGUGAUUUUUAUCCUGCCACACGACCAGAGUACUAUUCGAUCAAGACACAGAUUGAAUACGAAAACUUUUUGCUUGAAAACAAGGGAGGUUCGACCAAUAGCGACCCAGCUAAGAGGAUCAACGGUGCCGGAUCUACCGUGCCAUUUGCUCAACUUCCUGUUGAGAAGCAAGAGCAACUCCUCAAACAGCGAUUCAAGUCCUACUGUUCUAGUGUGUACAAGAAAACAAAGGUGACAGAAGAGCAACAACGGUCUGCAACAGUCUGCAUGCGUGAAAACCCAUUCUACGUCAACACUGUGCGUGCAUUUCGAGACCGUCGCUACGAUUACAAGGGCCUCACGAAGGUUUGGAAGAAAAAGGUAUCUGAAGCCGCCGACGCGAAGGACCUCUUGGCGAAGAUUGAUGCUCAAAAUAAGUGUCUUGUGUACGAUUCCCUUCAGCUUGCACACAAGUGUAUUUUGAACUCUUUCUACGGUUAUGUCAUGCGCAAGGGUGCACGAUGGCACUCAAUGGAGAUGGCCGGUAUCGUGACGCAUACAGGUUCUAACAUCAUCACGGGUGCUCGUGAGCUGGUGGAGCAAAUUGGACGACCACUAGAGCUGGAUACCGACGGUAUUUGGGCGAUCCUUCCUAAAUCGUUCCCUGAAACCUUCUCAUUUAAGCUUAAGGAUGGUGGUUCCAGGAGCAUUUCGUACCCGUGUGUGAUGCUGAAUGCAGAUGUGAACGCCAAAUUCACGAACCCGCAGUAUCACGAGCUUGACCCAGUUACAGGAAAGUACAACUCACACAAGGAGUGCUCAAUUAUGUUCGAAGUGGAUGGCCCGUACAAGGCGAUGGUUCUUCCUGCUUCUACGGAAGAGGGAAAGCUAUUGAAAAAGCGUUAUGCAGUAUUUAACUUUGACCAUUCGCUUGCUGAACUGAAAGGGUUUGAACUCAAGCGACGUGGUGAGCUACAGUUGAUCAAGGCAUUUCAGUCUCAGGUGUUUGAGUGUUUUCUUGACGGCGACAGCCUGGAAGAGUGUUACGCCUCCGUUGCCAAAUGUGCAAAUCGUUGGCUUGAUGUGAUUGAUACUCGAGGCAAGUCGAUGAAUGACGAAGAGUUGAUGGCGUUGAUCACGGAGAACAAAAGCAUGUCCGGCAAGUUGGAUGAGUACGAAGGACAGAAAUCUACAUCUAUCACUACAGCCCGGCGGUUGGGUGAAUUUCUCGGUGAAGAAAUGAUCAAGGACAAGGGUCUGACCUGUAAAAUGAUUAUUGCUGCACGUCCUUAUGGUGAAAAGGUGACGGAGCGGGCUAUUCCCACUGCUAUCUUUGCAACGGAAGACGCUAUCAAACGACAUUUCCUGAAGAAAUGGAUGAAGGACCCGCACCUUCAGGAUUUUGACAUUCGGUCACUUCUUGACUGGGAUUACUACCGCACGCGUUUUGCGUCGACGGUACAGAAGAUUAUUUCGCUUCCAGCUGCUUUUCAGAAUGUGAGGAACCCCGUGCCUCGCAUCGAGCUGCCAGACUGGAUGAGGAAACAAGUACGCGAGAAGAAUGCCACGCAUCAGCAAGGCAAUAUGAAGCAGUUCUUUAAGACUACAACGAAGCGCACUGACAAUGAAGAUUACGUUGCUCAGCUGAUUGACAUGGAGGAUUUGAUGAAAGGAAAUCAGUCUUUGCGACCAGAAAAGCCUAUUCCGCGAAAGCGACCUAAGAAAGCAAGUGACGGUGGCAGUAGCAGCAAUAGUCCAACUGACGAUGAUGAUGCGGAAGAUGUUCCUGCGGUGACAGUAAAGCUCGGAGAAGUGCCAUUUACUAAUUGGCUGAAACAAAGGAAGAAGAAGUGGAAAACAAUGCUUGGAAAGCGAAGAAGCGAAAAGGAUGACCGCUUGCGGAGCUUCAGCGGUGCUGAUGGUUUUGGCAUGGCAAACAGUGCACACGGUAGUACAAAGCGUUUUCAGAGUGGUCAUACUAGUGCACUCGAAGCAAAGGGCAAAGGUGUUGGUAUGGAAAAUUUCGUGUUUGACGCAGGGAGUGCAAUGCAGCGGGAAUAUUGGCAGAUUGUGGAAAUUCAGCAAGAGCAAGGCGGAAGAUUCACUUGUUGGAUUCUUACUGCUCACUCACAGAUGCUUCAGCGCAUUACGCUGAAAUUGCCUCGCGUCUUCUAUAUUACAUGCGAGGAAGCGGAUCACGAAAAUUUGUUGUCCUUGCUGCCAGGCUCACGACGUGUAUCUCGGAUCGUACCUCACUAUUCGUCGAAGCCGCAAUCGGUGUUAGAGGUAAUGCUUAGCGAGCGGCAGUACCAAGAGUAUCAGAAGGAAAUUAGCCAGAUCCUUGGCGAUCCGUGUGUGCGUGGUGUGUACGAGCUGCAAGUGUCGGCCUUAACACGGGCCGUUUGUGCACUAGGCUGCGUGGCCAAAGUUGUCAACCCGCAUAUUUCUGUUACCAACCAAGAAUACGAGUUGAGUGAUCUGCAGUUUCAAUCUACGGCGCAGGCCCCGUAUCUCCUGGAUCAUCGUCGUUCAAUUGCUGCAAAUGGAGUUGCAUCACCGCCGCCAUCCUCGUUGAUGCGACGAGUGCUGCUUUACUUCGCUCAGCAGAAGAAACGCGCCGUAUUGGGUUUGGUCGUGCUGAAAGAGGGCGAUGAUGACAUCACAGCAGCGACCUUAGGUAAUGCUGUCAGCGAGGGUGAUGUGAACGUCUGGUACGUCGACCCAAUCUCCAACGUCAAGUCUCGAGGCUCAGAUUUGAAAGUUUUCUUCGAACAGUUGCUUCAAGAGUCCCAAGAAGAAGGUGGCAUUGCCCCCAUUCAAAGCUGCUCUUUUAAGACGCAUGUUGUGAAGACGGCGCAGGAAGCCUUUUCAGGCGUGAAUGCCACCCUAGCGCGGUUAGCCUCGAACAAGCAGCUCACCCCUAAACCGACGAUCGUAGUCGCACAGACAUGUGUUCCAUCCAGCAAACGACUUCGCGAGAAAAUACAGGGUCUGUAUAGUUUUCCCGUUGCCAUGCUACCGUGGAACGAAGAAGACACUUUAUUUCCAGCUCUCACAUGGCGCAAGCUAAUGGGAGAAAAGAUGCUUACCCGGUGCUUUGAAAUGAUACAGUACUACUCGGAUGUGCUUGACUGUGCACGGUACGCACACUUGCCUGUUGGCAACUUCACGGGAGAUCACUCACUUGCUAUUCUGGACACUCUGUAUUCACGUAUCUUGACAAAACACAAACAUUUAUGGUGGCAUUCGCCAACGUCCCUGCCGGAUCUUGGUGGGAAGGAGCAGGAACAGCAGUUCCAGCAGCUUUUUAGUCAAUCGCUGCUCGGAUCGGCACAGCAGUCACCGCUAAAGAAGAGCGAUACAGCUUUACAACACCGGAUCGACACAUCUGUUGUCGUGUGUAAGAAGGGAUCAUUCGUCGAUGUAUGCGUAGAGCUCGAGCUAGAUGGUCUUGCUAUUAAUGCAAUUCUCGUUGCGUCUCAGAUCCACAGUAUCGAAGGCCUAGGAGUUGCGCACCAGAUGGAGAUCGAUUUUGACGGUAACGGUGAAAGAGAGUCUAGUAAGGGAGUAGGCCCCACCUCUGGAGUAUCGGAAGGUGAUGCCGAGGAGAGCUGCCAUGAAGCGUUCCGGUUGCUCCGUAUUAUGGUGACGACACUCUUUAAGGAUUUUCUGACCAGCCGUAACAAGUUCGCUGAUCACAUGCUGCAGCAGUUCUACCGCUGGCUAUGUUCACCAAAUUCGCUGAGCUUUGACCCGGCGCUGCAAGCAAUGGUAAAGCGACUGAUGGAAAAAUUGUUUUUGCAACUUCUUGCAGAGCUUCGUCGCUUAGGGUCUCAGAUCGUGUACGCUGACUUCAGCAAAAUCAUUGUGUGCACAAAUAAGAAGUCAGUACGUGACGCGCAGACCUAUCUCAACUUUAUCCUACAAACUGUUCUGUCCAACGAACUUUUCCAGGUGCUCAACUUUACUCCAAAGAAGUAUUUCUCGAAUCUACUGUUUUUGGACGCGGAAAACUACGGGUGCAUUUUGUUAAAGAACGUGGUGCCAGCGGGGGGCCAAGAGGAAGACCAAGAGGGAGAGAAUGACCACAAUGUGGAUGGCAGUGACGAGAAGCCUCUGGAGAUUGUGUCUCAUUGGAACAUUGCGAAUUACUUGCCCCGCGGAGUUGACGAAUACUUUCUUAUCUUGGUGGGUCAAUUCAUCCGUCGGCGAGCAGAUUUUCAGCACCGUGAGCGUAGUAGACGACAUGCAAGAGGUGGUGAUUUGAAGCCUGACGCUGCUGAAGACGCAGGCGAGCAGCCUCUAGAUGAAGAUGAGAAGCAAUUGUCCCCACUCGCCAAGUACUCACAACGACUUGUGUCGUCGUAUUUCUCGGAGAAACUGCUGCGUUUGGUUCCGGAAAUAUUAACGUACAACAUGGACCGAGACAGCUUUCCCGUGUUUGCUGGAUCGCAUCUUGUCAUGGAAUCACCCGCGUUGGAGCUAGUAAAAUUUGUUACUUCAGUUUUUUUGCUGGAGCCGAGCGUAGAGACCCAAGUUGGCAAGAUGAGACGCACUCUGCUGAAGUUGCUGCGCAUGAGCGAAUUUGUUGAUGAGACGCAGUUUCGCAACCCGUCACUGUCAUUUACAGUACAAGAUGUCAUCUGUCUCUCGUGCAACUUGUGUCGGUCCAUUGAUUUGUGCCGCGACCCUCAGCUCUUUAAGGGUAGUGCGUCGCGCUCAGAUGACGAUGUCCAAGGUGAAGAACAUGGAGAGGAUGCGGAGGCUUCGUCCGCUUGGCACUGCCCUCGAUGUUUCGCGUUGUACGACAUGACCGCAUUUGAAAUGCGACUCGUGGAGAUGACACAGGCGCAGUCGGUGGCGUAUCAACUGCAGGAUUUGUAUUGCCGCAAGUGUCACUUGCCAGCUGAGCACAAAAUGCGUGAGUAUUGCCCAUGCUCAGGCACGUAUGCGUUGAUGCCUGGGGUGCAUGAAUCGCUGAUGGAGACGCUACGUCUGCUGAUGCGUAUCGCGCAGCAACACAACUUUGCGUGGCUCUUAGAGACUGUUCAGCGUCUGAAGCGUGAGGCUGCUCAGCCACUGCUCAUGUAG
Messenger RNA from Peronospora farinosa, 7245 nucleotides. Lineage: Eukaryota; Oomycota; Peronosporomycetes; Peronosporales; Peronosporaceae. The record is from the annotation of a GenBank genome assembly.